Messenger RNA from Callorhinus ursinus (northern fur seal), 2032 nucleotides. The record is from RefSeq and is a predicted model, not a curated record. Lineage: Eukaryota; Metazoa; Chordata; Mammalia; Carnivora; Otariidae.
AAGAUGGCGGCCCCCGGGCCCUGCCACGCAGACUUCCGCCGGGCGCGGAGACCCAGGGCAAUCUGCGGGCCGCAUCGGAGGUGAAGUCGGGAGGCGCGUGGUGUGGAGCCACAGCCCAGGCAAAAUGUCGCAAGGAAACGCCGCGGGCGAGCCGAGUGCUCCGGGAGGUCCCCGCCCCCUCCUCUCUGGGGGACGGGGGCUUAUCGGGCGGCGGCCGGCGCCUCCACUCACUCCAGGUCGCCUUCCUUCCAUCCGCUCCAGGGAUCUCACCCUCGGAGGAGUCAAGAAGAAAACCUUCACCCCAAAUAUCAUCAGUCGGAAAAUCAAGGAAGAGCCCAAGGAAGAAGUAACCAUCAAGAAGGAGAAGCGUGACAGGGAUAGAGACCGACAGCGAGACGGGCAUGGACGGGGCCGGGGCCGCCCAGAAGUGAUCCAGUCCCACUCCAUCUUUGAGCAGGGUCCAGCUGAAAUGAUGAAGAAAAAGGGGAACUGGGAUAAGACAGUGGAUGUGUCAGACAUGGGGCCUUCUCAUAUCAUCAACAUCAAAAAAGAGAAGAGGGAGACAGAUGAAGAAACAAAACAGAUCCUGCGCAUGCUGGAGAAGGAUGAUUUCAUCGAUGACCCUGGGCUGAGGAAUGACACUCGAAACAUGCCUGUGCAGCUGCCGCUGGCUCACUCAGGGUGGCUUUUUAAGGAAGAGAAUGAAGAGCCAGAUGUUAAACCUUGGCUGGCUGGCCCCAAGGAAGAGGACAUGGAGGUGGAUGUACCUGUUGUGAAAGUGAAAGAGGAGCCCCGAGAUGAGGAGGAGGAGGCCAAGAUGAAGGCUCCUCCCAGGACAGCCAGAAAGACCCCGGGCCUCCCAAAGGACGUAUCUGUGGCAGACCUGCUCAGGGAGCUGAGCCUCACCCAGGAAGAAGAGCUGCUGUUCCUUCAGCUGCCAGACACGCUCCCUGGCCAGCCGCCCACUCAGGACAUCAAGCCUAUCAAGACAGAGGUGCAGAGCGAGGACGGACAGAUGGUGGUUAUAAAGCAGGAGAAAGACCGGGAAGCCAGGCUGGCAGAGAAUGCUUGUACCCUGGCUGACCUGACAGAGGGUCAGGUUGGCAAGCUGCUCAUCCGCAAGUCAGGAAAGGUGCAACUCCUCCUGGGCAAGGUGACCCUAGAUGUGACCAUGGGAACUGCCUGUUCCUUUCUGCAGGUGAGAGCCUGUAGGGUCACAGUAGGGGCUCCUUAAGAGGAGCUGGUGUCCGUGGGCCUUGGGGACAGUCGGACUGGUGAGAUGACCGUCCUGGGACAUAUAAAGCACAAACUUGUCUGUUCCCCCGAUUUUGAGUCCCUCUUGGAUCACAAACACCGGUAAAAUGAGCAGAUGGAGGAUGAUGGUGACUGUGCCCACGGCUGCUGCCUGCUCCAGACGUUUUGUUCUCAAAUCUGUGCGACCCAGAAAGGGCCUGUUUAGCCCACCCACUCCAGCCUUUGGCAGCCAUUGUCCCAGUUUUCCCCACAGGGCCCACGUGGCUGCCUCCCACGGCAGCUGGGAACGGCCCAGUGGCCUACCCACGGGAUGGAUCCUGCACAUCCUCGCUGCUGGGGGACUUGUCCCUUCUAUUUAUUUUUAUAUUUAUGUCUUAUCUCUUCAAGUGACUGUACCCUCCCCAGGUAGAGAGGGGAGGGUCUGUGGGAAAGUCCAGGCUCCUCCUCUUGCUGACUGUCUUGUUCUCAGGGUAGGAAGCCUAAGGACGGUUGCCGCUUUUGCUCCCUUCUCCUUCCCAAGAAGCAGCGUUGGAGAGAGAGCAGGGAAUUUUUCAGUCUGGGACUCAGUGCUCAAUCCCAGCUCCAUCGGUUACUAGUUGUGUGACCUUGGACAAACUACCUAACCUUUCUGAGCCUCAUAUUCCUCAUGGGACAAAAAUGAGGAUAAUACCUACCUCGCAAGGUUGGUGUGAGAAUGAAAUGGAAUGUCGUAGAUGAAAACUCCUUGCACAAGGCCAGAUAAACACGGUGGGCACUCAAUAAAUGUUAGUUCCCCUUC